CCCCACAAUGUUAUUGUCUAAGACACCUAGUGGUGGAAAUCAGUUUUGCAGUUUGUGUUCUAAUUUGACCCUCCUGUCUUGCCGUAGCCAGCUUAGUGUGGGUGUGUUUCAGAGAGCAGUAGAGAACAGUUGAGAGCAGAUGUCAAACAAACAGGAUGUACUGCAAGCUUUAAGCUUUCUUUUCGACUUUGAAGACUUUGAAGGUCUGAACCUUUUUACAAAAUAUACGAUUAAUCCUUCACUAAAAAGACCUAAACUACACUACAGACGCUUGGGACUCUUUUUUCAUCAAGGAUUAUAUCAUGUUAGCUAUCUGCUAAGCUAACCAGCAAAAGCAAGAGCAGAAUAGUAAAAAGGUUUAACAUUCAGUCUGCUUACAAAGGAAAGUGAGCCAUUACAACUGCAGGCCAGAAAGACAUUCAACAACAUAUCAUGGAUGAUAAAAACCUUAAAGCUGAAGAUCGAGGUGCACCUUCUGAACGCUCCAGUCGUACUAAUCACUCUGGCAGUUCGAGACAUUCAUCACAAGGUUUGGCUGUCAGAGCAAGAGCCAGAGCCGAAGCUGCAAGAGUCAUGGCUACAUUUGCGCAAAGACAAGCAGACAUGCAAAUCGAGCAGGCACGGAUUGAAGCUGAACAAUCAAAGAAAAAAGCGGAGAUCAAAGCUGAACAAGCAAAGAAAAAAGCGGAGAUUGAAGCGGAACAGCAAUGUAGAGCAGCUGAAGUACAAGCUAACCUUGAUGCGCUGAAGGUACGGACUGCUGCUGAAGCAGCAUGCGCUGAGGCUGAAGUCUUGGAAGCUUAUGAGAAUGAAGUUGGAGAGCCUUCAAGGCAAAGUAUAACAGGUUUGGCUCCCUAUUCCUCACAGCAACGCACUAGGGAAUAUGUGCAACAACAUUCUGUGGAUCAUGGUCAGCAACAACUCCGGCAUCCAAAACAAAAAGCCGUUUAUUCACCAGAGCGCCAGCAGUACAUGGACAACGGUGAUUCCGUCUUAUCGCCAAAGCGCCAGCAAUACAUGGACAACGGUGAUAUAGAAAUGGACAGUAUGGAUGUACGCAGUUGUGCAGAAAAAAGCAACUCUUUUCAUUUGUUGCACAAAUGGCAAGGGGAACGCCAGAGCAGACCCACCACCCCUGUGAAAUUCCCUCAAGAAAGAUCUUUCACCCAGCAACUUCACUACGCACGCCCCCGAGACCAGCAGCCUAGCCACCAAGGUGCAUUUAACCACAUGCCCCCACGUGAUCAAUCAAACUUAGACAAAUACCUCAUUCGCAAAGAAAUAAUUAGCACUGGUCUCCUGAUGUUUGAUGAUAGACCUGAGAACUACUGUGUAUGGAAGGCUUCCUUUAUCAAUGCCAUUGGUGGCUUGAACCUCAUCUACAGCCAGGAGUCAGGUUUAAUGUCCAAGUGGCUGGGACCAAAGUCUGCAGAGUUGGCCAAACGAAUCCGUUCAGCCUACAUCCAUGACGCUAAAGAAGGACUCUCAAAGUUGUGGAAGAGGCUGGAGGAAUGCUAUGGGUCAGCUGAAAUCAUUGAAGAUGCUAUGUUGAAGAGGUUAGAGGAAUUUCCAAGGAUUGCAAAUAAGGACAACCAAAAAUUACAGGACCUAGGAGAUCUAUUGCUAGAGCUGGAAGCAGCAAGACGAGAUGGAUUUCUACCUGGACUUUCUUACCUCAACACUCCUCGGGGAGUCACUCCUAUAGCGCAAAAGCUCCCUAUAUACCUUCAGGAGAAGUGGAUCUCAUUUGGCUCAAAAUAUAAAGAAGACUUUCAAGUUCGAUAUCCUCCUUUUCACGUCUUUGUACAAUUUAUUCAAGACCAAGCAAAGAUACGAAAUGACCCCAGCUUUGCUGAUCUUGGUGGUGGUUCAAACAGGACAGAUAAACUACAGAAAGAAAUCAAACAAUCUGUGUUUACCAGGAAAACUGAUGUGUCUAAAGCAGAUGCAGGCAAGCAAAACAAGGAGGAGAAAAGGGUUGAAGAUCCAGACAGAGUGUGUCCUUUACAUAAUAAGCCCCAUCCCCUAAGAAAAUGUUAUGGUUUCCGCAACAAGAGCUUAGAAGAGCGGAUAGCCUACCUCAAGGAGAAACACAUCUGUUUCAAGUGUUGUGCCUCAACAAGACACUUUGCCAAGGACUGUGAUAAAACUGUGCAGUGCAAAGAGUGCGACAGUAGUAGGCACCCAACUGCUUUACACCCUGGCCCAGCAGUAAGAAAACCAGAGAGCCCUGCUGUCAUUGAAGAUCAAGGCGGGGAGCGAGAAGAGAAAGAGCCUCCAGAGGUCAAGUCAAAAUGCACAGAGGUGUGCGGGAAGGCAGUUGGCGCCCGAUCAUGCUCCAAAAUAUGCUUGGUCCGUGUAUACCCUGCAAGUCAACGAGAGAAAGCUGUUAAAGCAUAUGCUGUCCUCGAUGAGCAGAGUAACAGGUCGCUGGCCAAGAGUGAGCUAUUUGACUUGUUGCACACUGGAAAGAAAGCCAGUUAUGAAAGAACAAUACACAGAGUUCAUGCAGAAAAUCUUUGACUCAGGACAAGCAGAGCUAGCUCCACCAUUGAAGGAGAAGCAAGAGUGCUGGUACUUACCAACCUUUGGGGUCUAUCACCCCCAAAAGCUGGAUCAAAUACGCGUGGUGUUUGAUUCUAGUGCUAAGCACGAAGGCAU
Nerophis lumbriciformis (worm pipefish) is the source of this 2661-nucleotide messenger RNA. RefSeq lists its product as uncharacterized. Lineage: Eukaryota; Metazoa; Chordata; Actinopteri; Syngnathiformes; Syngnathidae. The record is from RefSeq and is a predicted model, not a curated record.